AUGGGACUUGAUAUUAAUUUAUUUAGAAAUCAACCAGAUGUUAUUAGAGAGUCACAAAAAAAGAGAGGAGCACCAGUAGAAAUUGUUGAUGAAAUUCUUUCACUUGAUAAUGAAUGGAAAAAAGAAGGAUUUACUCUUGACCAAACUAGAAAGGAGCUUGGAAAGAUUCAAAAAGAAUUAGGUAUGCUUCAUAAAAAUAAAGAAAAUCCACCAACAAAAGAAAUUCUUGCAGAAUAUGAUAUCAAAAAGAAAGCAUGUGAAACUAAAAUUACAGAAUUAGAGAAAUCAGUUGUUGAACUUAAAGUUAAAAUUAAUGAUAAAAUUAAAUCAGUUGGAAAUAUUGUUCCAGAUUCAGUUCCAGUUGAAAUGGAUGAAAAAUUUAAUAAAGUAGAAGUUACUUAUGGAGAAUGUACUCCAAAAGUAUAUCAUCAUCAUGAACUUAUUCAUAUGAUUGGUGGAGCUGAUACUGAAAGAGCUGUUAAAGUUGCAGGACAUAGAGGUUAUUAUCUUAAAGGAUGGGGAUUUAAAUUAAAUCAAGCCCUUAUUAAUUAUAGUACUAAUUUCUUAGAACAAAGAGGAUUUACUCCAAUUCAAACACCUUAUUUCAUGAGAAGAGAAUUAAUGGCUAAAACUGCACAAUUAUCAGAUUUCGAUGAAACAUUAUACCAUGUUGGAACUGGUAAAGAUGUUGAAUUAGAUGAUCAAAAGUAUUUAAUUGCUACUUCAGAACAACCAUUAACUGCACUCCAUGCUGGAGAAUGGAUUCUUCCAAAACAAUUACCAAUUAAAUAUAUGGGAUUCUCUACUAACUUUAGAAAAGAGGCUGGAGCUCAUGGAAAAGAUACUUGGGGUAUCUUUAGAGUUCAUCAAUUUGAAAAGAUUGAACAAUUUUGUAUGACACUUCCUGAUAAAUCUUGGGAAAUGCAUGAAGAGAUGAUUAAAAAUGCACGUGAUUUCUUUGAAUCACUCAAGAUUCCUUACAGAGUCGUUAAUAUCGUUUCAGGAGCUCUUAAUAAUGCCGCUGCUAAGAAAUAUGAUCUUGAAGGAUAUUUCCCAGGAUUUAAUGAAUAUAGAGAACUUGUCUCAUGCAGUAAUUGUACUGACUAUCAAAGCAGAGAACUUGAAGUAAGACUACAAACUGACAAGAAGGACAAAACCAAAAGCUAUGUCCACAUGCUUAAUUCUACUUUAUGUGCUACUGAAAGAGCUCUUUGUUGUAUCUUAGAAAAUUAUCAAUGCGAAGAUGGUAUUAUUGUUCCAGAAGUCCUUAGACCUUAUGUUGGCGGUGUUGAAAAGAUCCCAUUUAUUGCUCCAAAACCAGUUUGGGCUAAAGAAGAAAAGAAAUCAACUAAAAAGAACUAA
Molecule: messenger RNA, 1362 nt
Organism: Entamoeba dispar SAW760
Lineage: Eukaryota; Evosea; Mastigamoebida; Endamoebidae
Product: seryl-tRNA synthetase, putative
Exons: 1
Coding region: 1-1362 (453 amino acids)
Biological process (GO): seryl-tRNA aminoacylation
Cellular component (GO): cytosol
Molecular function (GO): serine-tRNA ligase activity; ATP binding; tRNA binding
Source: RefSeq, a predicted model, not a curated record